This is a messenger RNA of Doryrhamphus excisus (bluestripe pipefish), 2048 nucleotides long. RefSeq names its product zDHHC palmitoyltransferase 6 (gene zdhhc6). Gene Ontology annotation, molecular function: protein binding; palmitoyltransferase activity. The record is from RefSeq and is a predicted model, not a curated record. NCBI's taxonomy places the organism in Eukaryota, Metazoa, Chordata, Actinopteri, Syngnathiformes, Syngnathidae.
GUUGGUAAUUUAAAGUGACAGCUUUUUAUCAUCAUUCAAAAAAAUAUAUUGUCAAACUGUGUUUUUUUUUAAGAAAUCUAUGGAGUGUUUGAGUGUGUCCCAAGGAUAGCAUCCUCCCAAAAGGACCAAUAGAGGAUGCUGCUCUCUUCCAGGACAAACAACAAUGUAACACUUGAAAUCCGACUGACUCAACACCAGGCUUGUUGUUGGAUUAUUGCAGGAAAAAUAUGUGCGCCAUCUACACAGCCGACUUUGCAAGAUAACAAAAACUAACCCUUACAUUUCAGUAGCGCUAGAGCCAGAAUAGUAAUAGUUUCUUUUAUUGGGUGCCGGAUAAUGAACAUCCUGUCGAGCAUUGUGUCGUUCAAGAAUCUCCAUGAGCUGCGGAGAUUGUGUCACUGGGGCCCGGUCAUCGCCCUUUCCGUCAUUGCCAUAUGUUCCAGCAUGGCUAUGCUGGAUUCCGUUAUCUGGUACUGGCCUCUGGACACCACUGGAGGCAGCAUUAACUUCAUCAUGCUCAUCAACUGGACCGUCCUCAUUCUGUACAACUACUUCAAUGCCAUGUUUGUCGGGCCGGGAUACAUCCCUCUCGGUUGGAAACCAGAUAAUCAAGAGGAUGUCCAGUACUUGCAGUAUUGCAGAGUGUGCCAAGGGUACAAGGCCCCGAGAUCCCACCACUGCCGAAAGUGUAACAGGUGUGUGAUGAAGAUGGACCACCACUGCCCGUGGAUCAACAACUGCUGUGGCCACCAGAACCACGCCUACUUCACCAGCUUCCUGCUGCUGGCGCCGCUCGGCUGCUCGCACGCUGCCACCAUCUUUAUCAUGACCAUGUACACGCAGCUCUACGAGAGGAUCUCCUUUGGAUGGAGCACCGUUAAAAUCGACAUGAGCGCCGUGCGUCAGAGCCAGCCUCUCAUGCCCUUCAGCAUGGCCGCCUUUGCCGCAACACUCUUCGCCUUAGGCCUGGCGCUCGGCACCACCAUCGCUGUUGGUAUGCUUUUCGUCAUACAGUUGAAAGUCAUCAUCCGAAACAAAACCUCGAUUGAGUCCUGGAUCGAGGAAAAGGCCAAAGACAGAAUACAGCAUUACCAAACCGGGGAGGAGUUUAUCUUCCCGUACAACCUCGGCGGCCGCUGGCUCAACUUCAAGCAAGUGUUCACAUGGUCGGGGGCGCCAAGAGGGGAUGGCAUCACGUGGCCCGUCCAUCCCAAGUGUCACCAGCAUACCUUAACUGUUGAGCAACUGAAGCAGAAGGCCGACAAACGAGUGAGAAGUCAGGUCCAGUACCAGGCCGUGGAGGACUACAACGGAGCCUGCUGCCCCCUCACCAAGGGGAUCCAGACCUUUUUCCGAACGCCGUGCACAGAGGAGCCCAGGAUCCCCCUCAAGCAGGGCGACACCAUUCUGGCCACACGUGGCACCAAGUGGUGGAUGUACGGAGAUAAAGUUUUGAGCGAGGAGCAAAUGAGAGCCGGUGAGCGCAUCAGGGGAUGGUUUCCGAGGCGAUGUGUGGAGAAGUGCCAUUACGACACAGCGGCCAUAGAUGGCACCAGCGAGAAGAAAGUCAAUUAACAUGUGAUUGAUUGAUUGAUUGAUUGAUUGAUACCUAAAGGUCGCCCAUUCUCAUCCUGUAUACAUUCAAUGACGAUGUCACACCAGAUGCUGCAAUAUCGCCGCAUACAUCAUAUCGGUCAACGUUUUUUCCUCAACGCAUUUUGAUACAUUUUGAUGUACCCGAGCACUACGAGGACCCGCAGAGCUGCACCGUAGGCAAUGGAACGCGUGGCUUUCCGUCUCACUUUUCUGGCCAAACCCAGCAAGUCUUAAUUUUAACCAGUCGCCGCCAGGCUUUAAUGUGAUUACAUAAUGUCUUUACUUGAAUUUGUUGUUUUUAACGUGUGCUGAUGUCUGUUUUUGGCUAAUUAUGCAAUGCCUCUCCGCCCAGUCAACCCCCCCCCUGGGGCGACGUCAUGCAACUCUUUCUACUGUACCGAGAUAGCGCUUCAUUUCUUUUUGUUAUUUUUGUAAGAACAAGUUUGAUUGCC